This is a messenger RNA of Trematosphaeria pertusa, 618 nucleotides long. RefSeq lists its product as uncharacterized. Bases 1 to 618 code for a protein of 205 amino acids. The record is from RefSeq and is a predicted model, not a curated record. NCBI's taxonomy places the organism in Eukaryota, Fungi, Ascomycota, Dothideomycetes, Pleosporales, Trematosphaeriaceae. The transcript has a single exon.
AUGAUCGAGCCUAAGGAAAACGAAAACAGCUUAGAAAAGCUCCCCGACGAGUUGCGACUCCAGAUCCUCGCCGAAGCCCUCAAGUUCCCCAAUGGCAUUUACUCUGAGCGUUGGCCGUCUCUGCUGGCCGGCAGGGUCGAUCGAUUUCUCAGAGUGAAUCAAUUACGGAACCUGACCCCCGAAGCACUGUACAAGCACAACUUGCUCGUCAUUCGACCCCAUGCCAACCACCUCAUGAUCAGGUAUCCCAGGCUAGUAGUCAACAAACACGUCCGCGACAUGCACUUCAUUCCAUGCCUCAUAGACGACCGGGCCAUAGUUGGCAAGCGAUGGGUUCCUGCUCAGGCUAGAUGGCUUCGGAAUCUUGCGUUCGGCACUCUAUGGUUCCAUAAUUUGAGGCGCUUUACCAUUGUGAUCGCAAGGCCAGCGGAUGGUAUACGAGAGAACUGUUGGUAUGCAAUCGAAGCCUUCCAGCGUGCGCUUGGUGGUGAGACGUUAAGGUUUCAAUGUGCCGAGCUCGAGAUUGUGGUUGAUGGGCAUAUUUGCUCUCCACAGUGUAAUCGCCAUCGGCAGGAAUGCAAUACCUGGAGUGCGCUCAAUGAGAAGCUAACCAACUAG